UUCUUAAAGUGGAUUAUGUAAGUACAUUGUUUCCCUUCUUUACCUAAUCCAUUCCAUAAUUGAAUUCCACAUACUGAUUUGCUAAGUGUUUUAUGUGUUGUACAUGCAUACAAAUGUUUUAAGCUAGGAUUAAUAUGCGUUUAUAAAGCACUUUGUGGGUGGCGUGGCUAGGUUGGCAGAGCGGCCGUGCCAGCAACUUGAGGGUUUCAGGUUCGAUCCCCGCUUCCGCUAUCCUAGUCACUGCCAUUGUGUCCUUGGGCAAGACACUUUAACCGUCUGCUCCCAGUACCUCCCACACUGGUUUAAAUGUAACUUCGAUAAUGUGUUUCACUAUGUAGAGCGCUUUGAGUCACUAGAGCAAAGUGCUAUUUAAAUAUUAAUCACUUCACUUUACUUUCUGGUACUAUUUUAUGUGGCCUGCCAAAGGCUGGAAAUAAUAUGCAUUGAUAAGGCAUUUUCUAGCCAAAUUAAUUUGUUCUUUAAAUUCUGACACAAAAAAUGCAUUGCAUGCAAUUGCCCAUCUGCUAAAUGUGCCUGUAUAUUAAACAUUGAUGGCUUUUUUUGGAUGUUUCUUUAAAGAGCUUCACAGGUAAAAUAGGUCAAUCCCCAUUACCUGUAUUGUUAGCGGCCUCUUGCUUGCAAAGCAGUGUUUUUCAGUGUGCCGGAUUUAAAGUUAAAGUACCAAUGAUUGGUGUGGUAAAAUGUGUCCUCUGCAUUUGACCCAUCCCCUUGUUCACCCCCUGGGAGGUGAGGAGAGCAGUGAGCAGCAGCAGUGGCCGCGCUCGAGAAUCAUUUUUGGUGUUUCAACCCCCAAUUCCAACCCUUGAUGCUGAGUACCAAGCAGGGAGACCUCGGACACGUGUUCAGAAUGCAGCCACAUCAUCCAGCUGUCUGCUAAUAUGAUUUCCAGCAAAGAUCAUAAGGAGCAUGUGUAUGAAACCUUGCAUGCACUCUGCCAACACCUCCCAGACAAAGACGCGUCUGAAUGUGACUCUCAGAUGAAGAUGUACUUGCCCAAAAUGCUGCGACAAACACUUGGUCAAAAGGAAGUGAAAGCUACCUGUUCAGCUUUUAGGCUGUGUGCGACCAACAAGGAUAAGGAAGAGAAACGUUCCCACGGUGGCACCGUGAAAGCCGCACACACUCAUCCCAGUAAACAAUUUAACCCAGCUUGCACCCUGUGCUUGUUUAUCAUCAAGAAACUGGAGACUAUGUUGCCCCAGAAUAUGACAGAGGAUGCUUUAAUGAAGCUCAUGGGCGAGGUCUGCGAUCUCCUUCCUCAGAGCUACAAGGAUGAGUGUGAUGAAUUUGUUGACAAAUACGGCGUGCAGAUAGUAGAGUUUCUUCUUUCAUCGGCCGCUCCUCACACAAUAUGUGCGCUCCUACACGUCUGUUGGUUCAAGGACUUGCCUGCUCCAGAGGUGCCUGUCCCCUUAGACUGUGAGUCGUGCCACACACUGGCUUUGCUGAGCCGACUUCAGCUGGGUCUCAAUGCCACGCAGCCUCAAACAUCCUCUUUCCUCCAGUCUGUGUGUGGGCAAUACCCAAAUGCCAUUCCAAAGUGCGAGGCUUUCACCAGAAUCUACGGCUCUCGACUACAGCAGGUUUUGGGAAACCAGGCAGAGUACGCAGACGUUUGUGAAAGAGCUGACCUGUGCAGCACAAAGAAGUCCGACCUGCUGGGAAGUAAUCCGUGCACUUGGGGGCCAAGCUUCUGGUGCAAAGACUCAGACACAGCUCAGAAGUGUGGUAACCUGGCUUUCUGUGAGAAGCACGUGUGGAAGAAGUGAAUCGUUAAAUCACCUAAAUAUGCAUACACACAAUGUUCAACUGUGACAUUAUCGUUAGUUUUUUGAUCAUGAGUUUCGUAUUUUGUUUCUUAAGAGACUGUUUGUUCAAA
Messenger RNA from Nerophis lumbriciformis (worm pipefish), 1900 nucleotides. It is a transcript of the gene sftpbb, whose product is annotated as surfactant protein Bb. Gene Ontology annotation, cellular component: lysosome. Gene Ontology annotation, biological process: sphingolipid metabolic process. The record is from RefSeq and is a predicted model, not a curated record. NCBI's taxonomy places the organism in Eukaryota, Metazoa, Chordata, Actinopteri, Syngnathiformes, Syngnathidae.